AUGCCCAACCGAGCUACGACCCAACGAUACACUAUGUCGAAGCUUGCCGAUCUCCAUUACGCCAAGGCUUUGGCAGAGCGAGAGCAACACGUCAAGGUUAUUCCUGUCCAUCCGGGGAUGGUUGCCACCAACCUUCACCAUGCUUCCACCGGCAUGUUUCUCAAACCCUUCCUGAACGCAGCCAUAUUCUUUGCUACACCUGUGGAAAAGAGUGCUUUAUCGCAGAUCUGGGCAGCUGUGAGCCCUGACGCAAAGAGCGGGCAAUACUACGGUCCUACUGCUAAGGCUGAAUCUGGUUCGAAACUCAGCCAGGACCGCAAACUUCAGGAGAGCAUUUUUGGAUGGAUUCAGAAGGAACUCAAAGAAUACGUGGAAACCAUUGAAUAA
Colletotrichum fioriniae is the source of this 387-nucleotide messenger RNA. RefSeq lists its product as uncharacterized. The record is from RefSeq and is a predicted model, not a curated record. NCBI's taxonomy places the organism in Eukaryota, Fungi, Ascomycota, Sordariomycetes, Glomerellales, Glomerellaceae.